Messenger RNA from Lactuca virosa, 666 nucleotides. NCBI's taxonomy places the organism in Eukaryota, Viridiplantae, Streptophyta, Magnoliopsida, Asterales, Asteraceae. The record is from the annotation of a GenBank genome assembly.
AUGAAUUUAAUAUUUCAGGAAAUUGUUCGUAUUAUGUUUGAAUUUAGAGAUCAAUGUAUUCUGGAACUUGUAAAUGCUGACCAUUGUCAAUUUCAGAGAGGUAUGUCGGUUCCAAAGGCUGGUGUAUUUCCUUACAUUAGUCUAAUCAGAUGUGGCCACCACCGGAGAAUGAAGAGUACCCGACAACCUGAUUCAGGAAUGAUAAACAACAGGGGAAAAAAUAAAGGUUCUACAAAACCAAACACAACUGCUGCUAUGUUACUAUCCCCUGUUUCACUCCGGAGGCUUAAGAUUGUGGCAGGAAGGAAAGCAAGAUUAAACGAACUAAUUUAAGUGGAUAUGUUUUGUUUCUGUGGGAGAAAGUGCCAAGAGGUGGUGGAUUUGGCUGUGACAUGGUUAGUUGAAGUCUGGUUACUGGAUUUGUGGAAGUUGGGUUUUGCAGAUUACAGUUUCAUACAAAGGUCACUCCCUUAUUUCAUUAAGAUGGAAACUAGAAGGAAUUCAAAUUUUGGAGUUGGAAUCACCAUACAUUAGAUAGAUGUAUGUUGAUUUUUUGUUGUACUAUUAUGCAAUUUUUUGAAAUUGUUGUCAUUUAUGUAUUUUUUUAAGGACUGAUCAUUUCUGAUGUUAUUUUAAAGCACGUCAUCUCAACAUUUUGUAAGCAUG